Molecule: messenger RNA, 1167 nt
Organism: Engraulis encrasicolus (European anchovy)
Lineage: Eukaryota; Metazoa; Chordata; Actinopteri; Clupeiformes; Engraulidae
Product: claudin-9-like
Exons: 1
Coding region: 159-821 (220 amino acids)
Biological process (GO): bicellular tight junction assembly; cell adhesion
Cellular component (GO): bicellular tight junction; plasma membrane
Molecular function (GO): structural molecule activity
Source: RefSeq, a predicted model, not a curated record
UCAGCAGUCAGCUCACUCCCUAUAUUCCCCAAAUACCUCAUUCCCCCCUACGCCUAUCCCAGGAAUCCGGCAGGGCGAGUUCUGCUACAGUAACAGACGAACAAAGAGAAAGCUGGAUUCGCUUUGUUGUUGUUCAACUCAGCUGCGCCGGCUACAGCAUGGACGACAGGCUCGGUUUGGCAGGGGUCGGUGUGGGUUUCGCCGGCUGGUUCUGCUCUUUGCUGACCCGCUUUCUCUCCGUUUGGACAGUGAGCGGCGCUGUCGACAACACGACUGACUCUCUGGCGCUGCACUGGGACGGAGUGUGGAUACACUGGGAACAAAGAGGAGACGGCUCUCUCCACUGCCACUUCAUCCAGGCAGUGUUGCACCUAACGGGCAGCUUCAGGUCCUGGAGAGCCCUCAUCACGGCCUCUAUCUGCAUCGGGUUCUCCGCGAACGUCCUUUAUGUGACGGGGCGACUGAAGUUCCCCCUGCGCUGGCAGGUGAAAGUUGUCUCUGGUGUUUUGUUUGUGCUCUCGGGUGUGCUGCUACUGGUGGUGUCCGCCUGGGUGUCACACAAGAGUUCCGAGACGCUGAAAAGUGCGAUACCGAUGGACAGGGAGUGGGGGCCGGCCCUGUACACCAGCUGGGUCGCCACCGCGCUGCUGGUGGCCGGAGGAGGUACUCUGGUGAGCACCUGUUGUCUGUCUCCUCAUCCAUCCUCUCCACCGGUUCAGUACGCCAGACCGUCUGCACCUUACCCGGAAGCGGACCCGCUCGGCACCAUCAACAGUGCGACUUUCCCCUCACCUUACUGCCCGACCACACAGCCAGUGUGAAGAGAAGCAUUGUGGGCCGCUUGAAAGGCAAUAGGUUUGGGCGCUGCCAUAAAUAGCCUAGGCUACAUGACAAUGAUACUGUAGCCUCUGGUGCCCCCCUUCUGAAUGGACCUAAUCACGUCGGCGCCCCUUUGAAAAGCGAACUUUAACAGUGCAUGUGCAUAUGGACAAUAUGAUACUGGGUUAACAAGGUUGCUUUAAGCAAUUUUCCAGUAGUUAUGGCUUCUCCCUCAACAGAGUUCCCAUUUCUUUUUCAAUGGGCUAUUGUAAUCCAUAGGCCUACAUCAUGGACAGAUUUAUUAAGCAUUGUUUACUGCACUUUUACUAGGCCUAUUAAGGCGAUUUA